CAUUGCAUCUCGAGCAAGACGUUCAGUUUUCCCGAAUACAUGAUUUUCAAAUCGCAUUCUUCUCUUUUGCUACAUUUCCGUUCGAUUUCCCCUCCAACCUGCAAGCUAUUUGAGUACAUCCCUAACUCGUCCCAGUGCCAAUGGCUCACUAAGCCUCAACUUCCUCGUUCUCCUCAAGGGGGAAUCCGGGAGGGGGAGUCCAUCCAGGAGGAGGAGUCCAGCCACCUGGAGGACCACCGGGACCGCCAGGACCACCGAAACCAGGGUUGGGGUUGGCAACGCCACCUUCCUCUCCAAGGUAGACAGCAGGAUUAAUCUUGUUGCUGACAGAGGUGUCGAUACCGAACGACAGCCAAGCGAAGAGACCAUCCUCGACCGAGUCGCCGAGAAGAGUGUACUCCAUCACCGGGUCAACUGCGCCAGCCGAGCCCUGGGCGAGAAGGAAGUCCUGAGCAUUGGUGGUCAAGGGCUGACGGUUGGUGUUGUACGGGGCCGUCUGCUCAACAGCGGUGAUGAGAUCCUGGUCGAAGUAAGCCUGACCAAUGUGGCUAGCAUAGUUGUCAUGACCUAGGGUCUGGUUGGGCUGGAGGGUAGCGUUGGUGUGAACCAUGAUGUGGAUAUGGGCAGUACGUCCGGUGUAGUGGCCGGGGAAGAUGGUCUGGAAACGGGCAACUCCAUCCUCAUCGGUGGGCUGGAUGCCACGAAGCCAGGUGUUAUGGAUGUUGGAGGCAUCAGCGGUGUCGCCGUUGCCGCCGGCGAUGACACCGCCAUACACACCAGUGGCGUUGCAAGCCCACGCCUCGAGGUAAACAUUGGGAACAGGGUCGCAUGUGUCGACGUCGAUGACUUGGUAGUCGACAAGGAGCUCAACGCCUUCCUGGUCCUCAAUGAGGUUUUCACGCACGUAUUCGCCGGCAACAUCUAUUGUUGUUCAUGUCAGCUGAGAUGACUCUUUCAUCACGGAUAGUCACCAUCACUCACAGUAUGGGCCCUGGGUGACCUCGGGGCUCAGAAUGCAGGAGUUGAUGCCCGCAAAGAGGGUUGCGCUAUCGGUGUUGGGGGUGUAGCCAAGGGAAGUCUUGUUGUGGCUCUUGGCCAAGACAUCGCCGAUAUCACGCUUCUUAAUGUUUCUCUUGCGACGAGCCUCUUCGACCUGAGCCUUACGUCUGGCGAUGUUCUUGGCCUCGAUUCCGCGGGCGCGGAGCUUCUCAGCACAGUGGCUCAGAUCAGUACGCUUAGCGUUGGCGAGGAACUCCCGUCGUUCGGCAGCCUCCUGGGCGAUAUCGUGGCCUGGAUGGGCGCUGGCUAGUCCUACCAGGACAGCAAGGCCAGUGGCGGCGGCUUUGGUGAAAUGCAUGGUUUAGAUAGGUGAGUGGACAAACCCAAAGGAAGUUGAUCUCUGAGUCUGAGAUGAGCGGAACAAGAGCAAGAAGGCUUCUCUUGGCUGAUAUACUUAUACAUGUUCAACUCAUAUCCGUCCUCCUUGCCGUUAGCCUUCCCGCCACGCAUAUCGUCUAUCUUGCUACAUAAUCUACGCGACACUUCCCUGCCCGAACUGGAAGCCAAGUCGCAUGAAGUUGAAGCGAAAGGGGCAUAUAGCCGCUAACCGAGCAACCGACUGCAAUGACGCAGCAGUUUCUGGUAUGGUGAAGCCAUCUUCGACCUAUCAGAUGCGAAGGGUAACCAAGCAUUGCCGGGCCCUCAAAGGUGUAUAGAGCAUCCUCAAUCAAAAUGUCUUGGUAUGUGGUGGAUUCAGGGGUUCUACACAGUAAAGUGGACGCGCAAUCCAGUGGAGCGACGCGGGGCAUCGGCUUGCAUAGAACCUCCCACAUCCCGAGCUCAACUGCCAUUUUUCGAACCGGGUAAAAGAACAAGCUUGGAAGAUGGGAGCCAGGGUGGUGACAGUAACUGGCCGAAACGGAAGGUUGUAUUCCGGCGCCGCGCGAUCCCACAAGCCGGUGGUAAAGAUUCUGGCAGGACGACGGCGGCUUGGAUACUCCUGCCGGCUUCAGCAUCUGGAGCGGCGGCCCUCUUGUCGAAUUCGCGGCGAGGCCCGCUUCUGGUGACACCGGAGGUGGGGGGCCAUUGAACGUGCGCAGGAAUAAGCAGCAUGUUAUUCGUUCUUAUCAGUAGGUGAGGAGCUUCUCGCUGAAUUCUAGAUCCCCGAAAAGCUUAUUUUCUGGUAGUUGAAGAUGAGAUCUCACUGCCAUGGAGGGCUUUUGCGGGCAAGAUACACCUAGGAAUGCCGCUCGACAGUGAACUGCAGGGCAACACCCCACACGGCGUUGGUGUCCUGAAGUGGAAACUGAGAUAUUUGUGAUAUCACAAGGAAAUGGAAGUCGUUUUGUUUCGGCCAGUGCAAGAAACCCCCCAAUCCUGAUAGACCUGGGUUGGUGUUGGGGGGACCCAUUUCAUGUGUUUACGCGCGGGGGACAGGCGCUUGUCGCCAAUGAAUUGGAAAGACGCACUCCCAGUCGAAUUAGAAUUAGCGCUGGCAAGUAGGCUGCCGCCAUGCAAGCCACUGGCACUGCCUACCACCUGACCAUUUGGGGGCUCGAACACCAUGUCAAACCUCAGCUGGCGUGCUGCCUGAGUGACAGUCGCACACAAGAGCCGAAGUUUCUUUGCACAUUCAUCAUCCCGCCGUACACUGGGCAGCACCUUUUUACGCCAAGAGGCCCUCGAUCAUGUCUUCAACAAGUGGUCAGAGGUUCUUGAUCUGUGUCGACUAUGGCACCACCUACACCGGAGUGGGAUGGAUUCUCACCCACAGGACCCGCCCUUCUCAGCUCAAUGAGCUCAACAUUGUGAAAAGAUGGGGCGCUAUUCAUCGCCCGGAGACAUCCCAGGUCAUCGGCCCGAAAGUUCCUUCCAUCAUCAGUUAUUCAGGAACAUCCGGCCGGCGGUGGGGUUACGGGGUAAUUGGAGAUGCUGAUUCUCACAUUCUACAAUGGACCAAGUUGGAGAUGGAGCCACCCACUCGUCUCGAAGCACUAUCCCGGCUCAAGAGAACCCUGGAGGCGACGCGUGGCCCCGUGUCACACAGACAACAUGCGUCCUCGCUUGUGCAGGGGAUCCCGCUCCAUUUGAUCAAGUCGACCGAAGACGUGGUUGCUGACUAUCUGACUGAAGUUGCUCAGUGCGUUCGUCAGGAUAUCGAGACUGUUCAGAGAGAUCGAAGGGUCAUUGGCGACUUUCCCAUCGAGCUCAUCAUUACGCAUCCAGCAAUAUGGCACCCGCGCGCAAUGAACACCACUUUCAGAGCGGUGAACACUGCCUUCAAGAGAAUCUUUCCUGAAUUCGAGUCAAACCCGGGGAAGGUCAGACUUACCACGGAAUCGGAAGCAUGUGCCCAGUACAUCAUGAAGACAUCUACAAGCGCGCAUAAACGUCAUCUCAGACGGGGAGCAUGCUUCGUGGUUGUUGAUGCCGGAGGCGGGACAGUCGACCUUGUAUCCUACCGGGUGGACCAAGACACGCCCUCUUUCCAAGUCAGUUUGGUGACUGAGAUGUCCAGCGGACGUUGCGGUGCGACACGGAUAGAUGACUAUUUCAUUAAACGCUUUCUGCCCCGCCGCCUUACCCCGGAUGACUACCGCAAAGUAGUUGAAGAUGCUGAGUCCAACUUUGGCAGCGGACCACAUGUGCUCUUUUCAAGACGGCAGCAAGCAAUGCUCGAGAGCUUCCAGUUUGCCAAACACAAGUUUGCAGGUGUUGGUACUGAGGACGAGGAGUUCCGAGUGUUACUUCCUGGCGACCUUGACAUACCGGACAAUCCUGAGAGAGGGAUCUCGAAUGGAAAUCUGCAGAUUUUGCCUGAGGACAUGGAGCACAUGUUCCAAGAAACCGUCGACGGCACCGUGAACCUCAUCAGACAGCAGAUCACGCAGCUCGAAGUCAAGAACCUUCGUGUAUCAGCCGUAUUCCUGUCUGGGGGUCUUUCAAGAAGUGAAUAUCUUUUCAAAAAGGUUGAGUCGGAGAUUGGGCACCAGUACCGAUUACCAGUGUUCCGAGGGCAAGAGGGCGACAAAAGCAGUUGGACAGACGUUGUCAUCGGCGCAGCAAUCCUGGGGCUCGGGAUGAACUGUGAAGUCCCACCCGCGUGUGCCGAAUGCCCAUACCACAUAGGAGUCCUUAUUUCCCAACAGUUUCACGAGUACGAGAACGACGAGAAGCAGGCCUACACGGAUGCCAUUGGCCAAAGCAUGCGCGCCAAAGACCACCUCAAGUGGAUUGCUGCAAAGGGAGAUAUGAUUACACAGCCGGAUGGCAUCAGCAAAAGUGUGAAGCUUGUGAGGAAGAUUCUCAAGCUGAAUGACCAGGUGCUGAAAGGCUCUUGCACCGUCGUCAUCUCCCAUGAUUCCAAGCAGGGUGACAAGCUUGAGGACAUCCAAAACCUUCAGAAGGUCCAACUCAACUACGACUUGGCCACCCUUUCCACUGCCGAUAAAGCCAAAAUCAUCCGCCGGGACACCGACGAAGACACCAAAACACAAUAUCGGCAAGUGGAAUUGGAGUUGGUCGUUACAGUCCGCGAGGAAGUUGCGGCUUUUCAACUGUAUGCUGGCCAACCGGGAAGAAUCCCCAUCGCUGAGGCCGCCACAGAUCGUAAUGGGCAGUUCAUUCUGGGAAACGCUGGUAGCCAGAGAGAGCAGCACCUGCCCGUCGUACCAGAUAAGGAUUCAGCAUCAGGAGCGGGAUCGGACCCGAAUCAGGAGUCGACAAGCUCCAGGCAGCCUGGGCAGGGACGUAGGCCCAUCUACGACACUGCAGAGAGCAGUAGGAGCAGGAGGGUUUACGUGUGAAAGAGUUGACUCUCAGGGUACCAUAUACCUACAUCCCUUUCACAAACCUAGACUUUGAACUCUGUCAUCCCGAGUAUCCCUUAUGUCACAUACGGCACUGGAUAAACUGUUCACGAGUCCAGCCUCUUCGUCAGAAAAGGAACAUCUUUCAGUUAGCUUUCUUCCCAUCACCUGUUGAAAGAAUUGAAUUGUUACAGUCUGUUCAACUAGGCCUGCCGACGAUCAAUUUUUAG
Molecule: messenger RNA, 5038 nt
Organism: Podospora pseudopauciseta
Lineage: Eukaryota; Fungi; Ascomycota; Sordariomycetes; Sordariales; Podosporaceae
Exons: 10
Coding region: 2688-4805 (705 amino acids)
Source: RefSeq, a predicted model, not a curated record